UACUUCUAUUGCACAGGCUGACUAUAAGAUGGAGCAUUUGGUUUAUCGACUAAAUAGAGAAGCAGCAGAACUUGCUAGAAAAGCAUGCAAUGAUAUAUUUAAUAAAACAGGUAUACCUCGGUAUGUUGCUGGAUCAAUGGGUCCUACAAACAAGACUCUAUCCAUUUCUCCUUCAGUAGAAUAUCCAGAAUAUAGGAAUAUUAAUUUUGAUGAAUUAGUUGAAGCUUAUUUGGAACAAGCUCGUGGUCUUCUUGAUGGCGGUUGUGAUAUUUUAUUAAUUGAAACAAUUUUUGACACGGCAAAUGCAAAGGCUGCAAUCUUUGCUGUUGAAACUUUAUUUGAAAAAAAUUAUCAGAGAGUUCCUGUUUUUAUAUCGGGCACGAUUGUUGAUAAAAGUGGAAGAACAUUAUCCGGACAGACUUGCGAAGCCUUUGUAAUAAGUGUAUCGCAUGUAAAACCUAUGUGUCUUGGAUUAAAUUGUGCCUUGGGUGCGGUCGAAAUGCGUCCCUUUAUUGAAACAAUCGGCAAGAACACCACUUCGUUUGUUAUAUGUUAUCCAAAUGCAGGUUUACCAAAUGCAUUUGGUGAAUAUGACCAAACUCCAGAGCAGAUGGCAGAAUGUCUACAAGCAUUUGCACAUGAUGGUCUUAUAAAUAUAGUUGGCGGUUGUUGUGGAACCAGGCCGAAACACAUAGAAGCCAUUUCUGAAGCCGUUAAACAUUACAAACCUCGAAGGUGUUUAGAAAACAUUUAUUCGGACCAUCUUUUAUUAUCUGGUUUAGAACCGGCAAGGAUUGGUCCUCAGACAUUAUUCAUAAAUAUUGGAGAGAGAUGUAAUGUUGCCGGAAGCAAGAGAUUUGCCCGACUUAUACGUAAUAACCAGUUUCGGGAUGCACUUGAAAUUGCCAAGCAACAAGUGGAAAUGGGGGCACAGAUUUUAGAUAUUAACAUGGAUGACGGAAUGAUUGAUGGGUUGUACGCUAUGAAAAUGUUUUUGAAUCUGAUUGCGACGGAACCUGACAUUGCAAGAGUUCCACUUUGCAUAGAUUCAUCCAAUUUUAAUAUCAUAGAAAUGGGCCUGAAAUGUACACAAGGCAAAUGUAUAAUAAAUUCUAUAAGUUUAAAAGAAGGAGAGGAAGACUUUUUAUCAAAGGCACGAUGUAUUUCUAAAUAUGGAGGUGCCAUUGUUGUUAUGGCUUUUGAUGAAGUUGGACAAGCAACCAGUGAGAAAGAUAAAGUAGAAAUCUGCACCAGAGCCUACAACAUACUUACCAAAAAGGCAAACUUUAAUCCUUUCGACAUAAUUUUUGAUCCAAACAUAUUAACUAUAGCAACUGGUAUAGAAGAACAUAGUAUGUACGGAAUUAAUUUUAUAAAUGCAACAAGAAAAAUUAAGAAAAAUUUACCCGGCAUAAGGAUAAGCGGCGGCAUCUCUAAUCUUUCCUUUUCAUUUCGUGGUAUGGAUCAAAUUAGAGAAGCGAUGCACAGCAUAUUUUUAUAUCAUGCAAUAAGAAAUGGAAUGGAUAUGGGUAUUGUAAAUGCGGGUUGUCUUCCUUUGUACGACGACAUCGAACCUAACUUGCUUCGUUUGUGUGAAGAUCUGUUGUGGAAUAAAGAUAGCCAAGCAACAGAUAAACUUCUACAAUAUGCUCAGAAAAUAGGAAAAGACAAUAAAACAGUAGUUCAAGAAAAAGAUUGGAGAUUUUAUAACUUAGAAGAGAGAUUAGAAUAUGCACUUAUCAAGGGUAUAGAUUUGUAUAUAGAACAGGACGUAGAAGAAGCGCGGCAACGAACAGAUCUGUAUCAGUCGUCAUUGUCCAUAAUUGAAGGGCCAUUAAUGAAGGGUAUGAAUAUUGUUGGAGAUUUGUUUGGUUCUGGAAAAAUGUUCCUUCCUCAAGUAAUUAAAUCUGCUAGAGUAAUGAAGAAAGCUGUGGCUUAUCUGAUUCCAUUUAUGGAAAAAGAGAAAGAAGGACAACUGUCAAAUUUAGAUAAAAUUAAAAGUCGCUACGUUGGCACCGUUGUAUUGGCAACCGUCAAGGGAGAUGUACACGACAUUGGAAAGAAUAUAGUUGCCAUAGUAUUAGGUUGCAACAAUUUCAGAGUAAUUGAUCUUGGAGUUAUGACACCUUGUAAAAACAUUAUAGAAACUGCCUUAAGCGAGAAUGCUGAUAUAAUAGGUUUGUCGGGACUUAUUACUCCAUCAUUAGAAGAAAUGAUAUUCGUUGCUAAGGAAUUAGAGCGAUUAGAAAUAAAAUUACCACUCUUGAUUGGUGGCGCAACCACGUCAAAGACUCACACUGCCGUAAAGAUUGCACCGAGAUAUUCCCAGCCGACUAUUCAUGUUGUAGAUGCUUCCAAAAGUGUUAUUGUUUGUUCUUCUCUAAUGGAUAGAAAUAAUCAACAGGAUUUUAUCGAAAUGAUUCACGAAGAAUAUGAAGACAUACGAGAGAACUACUACCAGAAUUUAAAGCAUAAAAAUUACAUAUCAUUAGAAAAGGCUAGAGAUAAGAAGUUAGAUAUUGAUUGGAUCAGAAGACCGAAACCAGUUAGACCCACUUUUCUCGGUACAAAAGUAUUCGACGACGUAGAUUUAAAUUUUCUAGUUCCGUACAUUGAUUGGAAACCAUUUUUCGACGUGUGGCAGCUGCGUGGUAGAUACCCAAACAGAAGUUUUCCUAAGAUCUUUAAAGAUAAAACAGUUGGAACUGAGGCAAAGAAAUUAUACUGCAAUGCCAAAAAUACCUUAGAAAUGAUAAUCAAAGACAGAUUGCUAAAAGCCAAAGGAAUUGUGGCAUUUUAUGCAGCAAACAGCAAGGGAGACGACGUAAUUUUGUAUUCGGGUGAUAAUUUAUUGAAAAGUACUCCACUAGCCAUACUUCACGGAUUGAGACAGCAACUAGAAAAAGAUUCUGCAGCAACAGAAGAUCCUUAUCUGUGUUUGUCAGAUUUUGUUGCUCCAGAAGACAGCGGAAUAAACGAUUACAUUGGAAUGUUUGCAGUGUCUGCAGGAUUUGGAUGUAAAGAAAUGUGCAAUAGAUUGGAAGAAAAUUUGGACGAUUACGGUGUCAUAAUGGUUAAGGCCUUGGCCGAUAGAUUAGCCGAAGCAUUUGCCGAGAUGCUACACGAAAAAGUAAGGAAAGAAUUAUGGGGUUACUCUUCAGAUGAGUCCCUGGAUUCAUUUGCUUUGCACAAGAUUAAAUAUCAGGGCAUCAGGCCUGCUCCUGGAUAUCCAACCCAACCAGACCACACCGAAAAAAUUACUAUGUGGAAACUAAUGAAAGUGGAAGAAGCGACCGGAAUCAGACUGACUGAAAGUUUGGCCAUGGAUCCAGCCGCUUCGGUCUGCGGUCUGUAUUUCUCCCAUCCCGAGGCGGUCUACUUUUCUACGGGAAAAAUAGCAAGGGAUCAGGUGGAAGAUUACGCAAAGAGAAAGGGUUUCCCGGUCGAUAAAGUAGAAAAGUGGCUUGCACCUAUUUUAGGUUAUGACCGAGAAGAACUGGCAUGAUAAUUCGUAAAUUUAGGAAAUUUUUAUAUUUAUUGUAUAAAUAUUUUCAUAUUAAAACAGAGAGAUAUUUAAGUUUUCAAAUACA
Molecule: messenger RNA, 3590 nt
Organism: Centruroides sculpturatus (bark scorpion)
Lineage: Eukaryota; Metazoa; Arthropoda; Arachnida; Scorpiones; Buthidae
Product: methionine synthase-like
Exons: 31
Coding region: 29-3505 (1158 amino acids)
Biological process (GO): pteridine-containing compound metabolic process
Molecular function (GO): cobalamin binding; zinc ion binding; methionine synthase activity
Source: RefSeq, a predicted model, not a curated record